This is a messenger RNA of Talaromyces stipitatus ATCC 10500, 1672 nucleotides long. Its product is annotated as SGT1 and CS domain protein. NCBI's taxonomy places the organism in Eukaryota, Fungi, Ascomycota, Eurotiomycetes, Eurotiales, Trichocomaceae. Bases 1 to 1437 code for a protein of 478 amino acids. Gene Ontology annotation, molecular function: protein-folding chaperone binding. Gene Ontology annotation, biological process: protein stabilization. The record is from RefSeq and is a predicted model, not a curated record. The transcript is spliced from 2 exons.
AUGAACGCAGCCACACAAGGCGACAAAGCCGCCUCCCUCUCUGACUGGCCCAGCGCAAUAACCCACUACACAAACGCUCUCAUCGAACUCCCCCGCGCUCCAAGCUACUACAUCAAACGAUCCACAGCCUACUCUCGCCGCAAAACCGUCGAUGGGGGACCAGAUCUUCAAGCCGCGCUGCGGGAUGUUGAGCUUGCUUUGGCAUUAGCCAGGGAGCGAGGGAAGAGAGAACUCAUUAUUGAAGCGCAGCUACGCCGAGCUAUUGUGUUUUUCCAAUUGGAACGGUACGGAGAUGCGGGGUUUUUGUUUGAUUUGCUCGAAGAGAACGUAGGGAAGAAAGAUGGUGCUGGUGGUGAUAAAUCUGUGCAAGUGAAGGCUGCAAUGUCGGCACAGAAAGGAUCGCAGCAGAAACUGGAGAAUGAGUUGUCGAUUUGGAGACUUAAGAUUAAAGGCAAGAUUGGAAAGUUGGAGGGAAAUGAUGAGAAACUUGCGGUGACAGUCAGGGAGUAUCCGGAUAUUAAGAUUCCCUCUGAGGAGGAGUUGAGGAAGCGCCUUAAAGAUCAGUUUUCUUCUACGAAUACUGAAGUUGCAUCGGCUGCAAAUAGAACUACUGAGAGCACAUUGGCCGUGUCAGGGUCGACUUCCGCUGCACCACCGUUUACUGCUGGUCCAGGGGCACCUACUACUACACCUGCCCCUGUAUCUGCGCCAGCAAAGAUUCGCCAUGAGUGGUAUCAGUCACAGGAUUCUGUCGUUGUGACAAUCUAUGCUAAGAACGUCGACAAAUCCAAGCUAGAGACUGAGCUCCAAGAGAACAUCCUAUCCCUCGAAUUCCCUCUACCAUCUGGAUCAACAUACUCAUUCACCCUCGAUCCAUUGUAUGCUCCCAUAGACACUACUCAGUCCAAAGUCAACGUGCUAUCUACCAAAAUCGAGAUUACUCUUUGCAAACGAACACCAGGACAGAAAUGGGGUGCUCUUGAAUGCUCAGCAACGGCACCUGUUCUAUCUAAUCCUGCGAAUACGGUCACGGUAAACUCAACUGCCGCAGUACCCAUCACCCAGACACCUACUCAAAUCAACAACAAUACCGGUGGUCCUGCAUAUCCAACCUCAUCCAAACACGGAGUAAAGAACUGGGACAAACUCGCUGAUGACUUGACCGCGAAGAAAAAGAAAAAGGACGAGAAGAAGAAAUCCGGUGAAGCACCCAACGGCGAAGAAGAUGAUGACGACGACACAGCAUCAAUCGACUCUGACUUCGGCGGUGGCGACGCAGUGGAUUCAUUCUUCAAGAAAUUGUACGCUGGCUCUGAUCCGGAUACCCGUCGUGCUAUGGUGAAAAGUUUCUAUGAAAGUCAGGGGACGGCAUUGAGUACAAAUUGGGAUGAGGUUGGGAAGGAAAAGGUGCCUGUUCAUCCACCAUCUGAUAAUUAAUGGAUUAAUCCUUAAGGAGCGGAGAUAAAGUAUGCAUGGGAUGAUUUCUUUGCUUCUAUUGCUUGGGUUUAUCAUGCUUCUUUUUCCCUAUUCGAGCGUUUCAAGGCAUUCAGGAGUUUUGAAAUUUGACUGGUUUUGCCGGAUCGGGACGUGUUAUGGGUAUCAUGGAGUCCUGAUGGCUGGUUUUCUGUUCUACAUCAAUGAAAUGAACUUCAUGUCGGCUUUCUGACGCCCG